AUGACGGCAACACAACUGCAAGCACAGGGACGCUCCGAAGAAGACUCGCUUUUACCAGGACGCUCAGAAGCACGCAAACGACGUUCAACGUCGCGGCCGACGUCGAGUAUUAUGUCUCCCUCGAGGGCAUUUUCAUGGAAAGCCCACCCAUUCUGGUUGAUCCCAGUGGUGAUUGUUAUGUCCAUAUCGCGGGGAUUUACCAUGUCUCCUAGAAUCCAAGUCUACCAAGCGAUUGCAUGUCGCGCGCUUGGUGAGGAUUCUCCAGGAAUGGAUUUUGGCGACCUUGCCAACUUCGCGACUGGCUGCAAUGAUCCUAAAGUGGCUGCCCGUGUCGCAAAAAUACAGGCGUCCGUUGUGACCACGAUGAGCGUCCUGAGCGCGAUUUCGACAGGGUUUUGGAGCCGCUUGGGUGACGCUUAUGGUCGAAAACUGAUACUUUGCACGUUUCUAACGGGUGCCCUUUUAAUGGAAGCUGUCUUUGUCCUGGUUAUGAGACCCAACACUUUCUUCGGGCGUUAUGCCGAACAGUUGAUUCUGGUUGGCCCAGUUAUCGAGGGCUUUGUGGGAGGACUGUCCACAUUCAAUGGUGUUGUUCACGCAUAUAUCUCCGAUUGCACGAGGCACGGCUCUCGUUCGAAAAUCUUCUCAACAGUCCAAGGAAUGGUAUUCGUCGGCCUUGCGACUGGACCUUGGAUCUGCGGGAAAAUAUUCCCUCCCAAGGGCUACCAUGACGGAUUUUUCUUUGGAAGCAUCAGUCUUAUCGCCGCAAACAUCCUUUUUGUCAUAUUCAUCUGCCCUGAGUCUCGUUUCCCUCCUCCGGCUACGGACAACACUCUGUCCGCAGACCAAGUGUCAUUCAAGAAUUCGCCUCUCCUUGCUAUCCAACGGCUUUUCGUCAAUUUCCUGAGUUCUCUCAUGCUACCAAUAUCUAUGUUCAUGCCGCUCCGUGUGCCCGGUAGCUCUCGAAGAAAUUACAAUAUGACCCUUGUAGGGUUGAGCUUAUUCUUGUACAUUGUCUCAACGGGCGUCUACUCUGCGAAAUAUCUCUAUGGCAAGGAUGUCUUCAAAUGGACAACAGCAGAACUGGGUUAUUACAUGUCGACAUUGUGGAUAUCUCGAGCAAUCAAUCUCCUGCUCUUCCUCCCAAUUGUCCUGUCGUAUCUCAAGCCGAAGUCGACCACUGCUCCAGGUCAAAGUCCAAACGCACGCGAUAUCUCCGCCGAAUUGAACUUCGACCGUUAUCUCGCGUCACUAUCGCUCUUCGUGGACGGUUUGGCAGAUAGUCUUGUCGCUAUCACCGCCAGCAGAUCGCAGACAGUCUUCUACACGCUGUCCUGCCUUUCUUCGUUCACUUCGGGAGGCAACCCUGCAUUACACUCUCUCGGAGCCGUCUGCCUGCAUGCCUGCGGACGUGGCUCCGAGGUUGGAGCAUUGUUUGGUGCACUAGGAGUCUUGUCUGCUAUUGGUCAUAUCAUCUCGCCAACUGUCUAUGCCGUUACCUAUGGCAGAUCGGUUGCCAAUUACCCAGAAGCUAUCUUCGCUCUCGCCGCAUGUAUCCUGUUUUCGGUCGUGCUUUUCCUCAGCCGAGUGUCGCCGGCGGCAGAGGACAUUGCUCUCGCACUCACACCUCGCAUUGGUGAAGAAAGAAGAACUCGUUCUAUCGCUCAAGACUACUCAUAUGAAGCACUUCCUGAAAAUAGUGACGAUGAAGAAACACGAAAUUGA
Cyclocybe aegerita is the source of this 1725-nucleotide messenger RNA. The record is from the annotation of a GenBank genome assembly. Lineage: Eukaryota; Fungi; Basidiomycota; Agaricomycetes; Agaricales; Hemipholiotaceae.